This is a messenger RNA of Poecilia latipinna (sailfin molly), 4673 nucleotides long. RefSeq names its product zinc finger protein 821 (gene znf821). Gene Ontology annotation, molecular function: DNA-binding transcription factor activity, RNA polymerase II-specific. The record is from RefSeq and is a predicted model, not a curated record. Gene Ontology annotation, cellular component: nucleus. Gene Ontology annotation, biological process: regulation of transcription by RNA polymerase II. The transcript has 6 exons. Lineage: Eukaryota; Metazoa; Chordata; Actinopteri; Cyprinodontiformes; Poeciliidae. Bases 596 to 2125 code for a protein of 509 amino acids.
CGCAAAAAUAAAAAGUCGUGAAAACAAUAUAUUGUUAUUUUUAUGUUGAAUAUUUCAUAUGAAUCAUUUGAAUAGGGUUUGAAAAUAUUAUCUUAAUGUUUCUCUACACACCUCCGUUUGCCCUCCUGUCUUAUACGUAAUUAUAUCCUCAGCUUUAACGCUCUUUGCCCGUCCUGACUACAUGUCCCAUGAUGCUGUUCGGCGCGCGUUCAGAUAUUUUACAUACGGGAUCAGCUGAGCUCGCGCUCCGCUCCUGCGAGCUGCCAGCGGCUCUGGAUCGGAGCGGCUCGGGUCGGCUCGCCGUCCGUCUGUCAGUCUGUCUGUCGUGGGGCUUGGACAUCAUUUUAAACCCCUCUCAGCGCCUGGAAGGGAACAUUUUUCAAACUAAAACUGGAAGAAUGUGACACACAGUUGGAUUUCUCUUUGUUUACACCUCGGUUAGCGCUUACGUUUCUUCCGAUGGAGCGGAUGAUUUGGAGAGAGUUUGUCCGGUAAUUGGGUCCAUCGGCUCGGUUCGGAGUUCACCUGGACUGCAGGGGGAACCUUAAGUGGUUCGGGGAGACCUUUAACCCCUCUCCGGUGAGAGGGUGAUACUAUGUCCAGACGAAAACAGACCAACCCCUUCAAAGUUGACUGGCCAUUCCACACUUUGGGCUUAUCGGGACUCCAGCACACCAUUAACAUGGACGGCAGGGACGAAUUCACCGAGGACGCCGAAUGCUGCAACAACAACUCGCAGGAAGUCCAAGGACAGGAUAGCCUCACAGAAGACAGCGAUAGCGACCCUGACAACCACGGCGAAGACUCGUCCUCCAACGCCUCUGCUGACGACCACAUGACUGCCAACAGAGCGCAGUGCCGCCUUCAAGGAGCGGGCGUCAAAGUGGAGAGUGACGAGGGGGCUGACCACAGCAACAACUUUGUCUGUCCUCUGUGCACGCUGGAUUUCAGCAGCCCUGAGAGACUCAUUUCACAUGUCUACCAGCAUACUAGCAUGAUGAGCAACACCAAGAGCUACGUGUGCCCAGUGUGUGGGCGAGCCCUGAGUUCUCCUGGCUCGCUUGGACGGCAUCUUCUCAUCCACUCCGAGGACCGCCUCUCCAACUGCGCCGUCUGUGGCGCACGCUUCACAGACACCAACAACUUUAACAGGGAAAAGCUAAAAGACGUCCUCGACACAAGCAGGUUGGACGUCACUGGUGGACGGGACUCCUGCUCCAUGUCCCAGUCCCUCUCCAGCAGCCCCAUGAGCAGCCCGGGCUCCAGCACGCACUCCUGCCACGGAGCGGGUCCCAGUCCCAGUUCCUGUCAGGGCCCGCCUCCCUGCCAGGCUCCCGAUCCGACAUCCACCCUCUGCCAGGCCCAUCGCACCUGCCAGUCCUCCAGCCACAUCCCAAACCAGUGUCAAGGACCCCGGCCGUGCCACGCAUUAAGCCCAGGUUGUGGGGCGUGCUCGGGGUCCGAUCAGGGGCCCGCCUUUCCUCCGCUGCCCGACGGGCUCCUGUCCGAAGGUCCGUCGCUCGCGUCCAUCCCCGACGCCCUCAACUCCUCCUCUUCGGCCCUUCCUCCCAUUCCCGACAUCAUGAGCCCGAUGCCCGUCUACCCCGCCGGAGUCCUGCUGGUGUGCAACAGCUGCGUGGCCUACCAGCAGCUGGUGGAGGCGCAGUCUCCGAUGCGCAAGUGGGCCCUGCGUCGCAAGAACGAGCCCCUGGAGGCUCGCCUGCAGCGUCUGGAGCGCGAACGCACCGCCAAGAAGAACAAGCGCGCCUGCGAGACGGACGAGGAGAGGGAGCUGAGGCGGCUGCGGGACCGCGAGGCCAAGCGCAUGCAGAGGAUGCAGGAGACGGAGGAGCAGAGGGCGCGGCGGCUGCAGAGAGACCGGGAGGCCAUGCGGCUAAAGAGGGCCAACGAGACUCCGGAGAAGAGGCAGGCCCGGCUGAUCCGCGAGAGGGAGGCCAAGCGGAUCAAGCGGCGGCUGGAGAAGAUUGACCCCGCCCUCAGGACACAGAUCGAGCACGAUCCCGCCGCGAUGGCCGCUCUCACAGCGGACAUGAGUCUCUUUCAGUUCCCCUGUCCCAUGCCGGUUCCUUCCAUAGAUAACGGUCUCUUCAUGAAGCUGCCAUGAUCCCUGGGGGUCCUAUAAAAACUCCCCCCCCUUCCAGCCUGCGCCGUCAGGUUCCUAUUACCACAGCGAACCAUUCCUGUCCCACUCUCCCCCAUUCCCAGAAUUCCUCUGUACUCAUGCAAACUUCUUCAAUUUCUAAUUUAUUACAGUCUAUAAAAACCUUGGAGACAGGGUUGAGAAUGUUUCUUAUUCUAAGAGCAUGCUGUAAAGAGAUUUAUCUGUGUUUCGGUGGACUCUCACAGGUAACAGUACAUUCUGGUGGGAGCAGUUUAUUCUUGCUUCAACUGAAAAACAAACAAAAAAAAUCAUUUGCACAUGGAUCCUCAGUGAGGGGAGUGUGGACCCUGUAGCUGCAGACCCUCCCUCCCUGGUCCUCCCAGCCCAGUAACUCAGACUCCGGUAGCUGCGCCUCUCUCUGUUUUCUAGCUGCUGCCGUGGAACAUUCAUGUCCAAACUACUACCUCAUCCGGCGCCGUGGACGGUCGCUCUCUGUCCUGUGGCUUACCAGCUCCCAGCUUCCAAAGCUACACACACACACUAUACAAUACUACAGAAGACGCAGGUCGUUUCCCCACACUUUUAAGUUUUGAUAUUCCUCUUUAUGGCACUUUUAAUAGGACACAUGCAUUCGUUUGUGAAUGUUUGUCCCUAUUGAGCAUGCCCGGUGUUGAAAAGCAUUCCUGUCGUCAUUAUCUUAAUUUUUCUACUUUUUUUUUGUCUUUUUAAACACUGUGUGUAAUUUAUUGUUUUUUAAAAACUCGGUCUCUGCUGCUGUUGUUGUACUGUACAUUACAUUAUUUACCUCUUAUGUAUUUUGGUCUCAUUACAUGGAAAAAGAAAACCCAACAUCUUACCUGUUGACCUCAGAUUUUGUCGCAUUACUUGAAUUCUGUCUACGAAGAUGCGUUUGUGUUUUAUGCUAAUUGGUAAACAUGUCAGUGUUGUACAGAAAGUCAUGCUUGAUUUUAACCUGCUUUGUGCAAUUCCUGUAGCAUUUCACAUUCUUUGUGAGUCUGCAGUAUUUUAUGUUAUUAUUACCACUUAAAUAUUUUUUUAUAAAUAAUAAUAUCCACAAGUCUGGAGAGAGAAAAGAAAGUCAUGUUAAGAGGUGAGAAUCAUUUACAGGUAUAUCUAAAUAAAAUGUCGUUUGAAUGUUAAUUUAUCUCAGUUAUCUAAUUCAAGAGUUAGAUUCAUAACAGAUGGAUUUUUUUUCUCCCACAUUUUUUCCUUCCACUUAAUUUUCCAUGGUUGUGCUAGAACACAGCACUCUGUUAUCAGCUUCUUAACAAUCUUUUGUGUCUCAGUUAUCCAAAUGAAUUAAAAUAAUUGCUUGAUAUAACUAAUUCUUAAAUUCCUGACAUAAAUUAAUUGUUCAAUAACAAGCUUAUUGAGAUAUACCUGUAUGAUGCAGUCCACCCCUUUGUUAGCACUGAGGCUUGUUUAUUUCCAGGAUGUGUUUUUAUAUUACUGAUCCUCAUUCCAGCACAUAUUUAUGCAACAUGAUACUUUUGUUUUCCUGUAAAAGUGUUUGCCGUAUUUUGCUGGUAUAAUCUGUUUCAUAUUUCACAUGGCCGUUAUUUACAGCUGUACGGUUACCUCCACUCCUCUUGAUUUCUCCAGAUGCAAAACCUUGCAUCGUCAAACGAGCAGUUUCAGUCUCUCCAAGUAGUGUUUCUGUUUGAGUCGCUCCUAGAAGAGUGUCGUCCUACCUGAAGAAAGCGUGAGAUGCGGAUCUGGGUCGGGACUUUUGGCUUUCCUAGGAGUGCAUCAAACCUCUAUGCAACAGAUUUAUUUUUUUUGAAGGAAAAAAAAAAAAAAAAAAACAUUUCACUUUUCAAAGAAACUAUGCAGAACGCAACUUCAAAAUGUUUCAACCGAAAUUCAGAAUCGGAAGCUCCGCUUUCUCAGGCAGUUCAACUCAGUGAGAGGGUUCAGAGCCCAGAACGUCAAGAUUAAUUCACGUUUGGGGAAGAAUACGUUGCAUCGGUUUUAUUUUAUUUUUCCAAAGUUCAGCGCAUUAAAGCAACAAGAUCUCACUGCCAUCCCAUAGUGGCGUUGUCUGCUGAAAGCGAAGGCUUCAGGUUUUGUCUCAGCCUAUGAAUGCUGGGUAUUUAUUCUCAGAGGCGACGCCGUCAGUCUGCUGUGAACCAGCAGCAGGACGAAAGUUCGCUCACUUUCGGUUAGGUUAACACUGCAUGUCCCUGAAACUGCACUAGUACUAGAGUUGUUCAGUAUGAGCCUGUGUUCUGUUAGUUUAUGCCUGCUUUUUUUUUUUAAACAGUUUAAUAAAAAAACAAAUUUAAAUGUUAGCCUUUUGAUAUUAAUGCUAUCAGGAUUUUUCUCUCAAUGUCCAUGUUUACAAAAUCUGUAUUUCUGAAAAAGGCCAAAUGAAUGAGCUAAACUGCAACGACAUGCCUGGUUGUCAUAUCGAUGUAUUCUGACUGGAUGGCCCUUCAGGGACACCGUCCUCUCUGUUACUGACUCAGAAGAUGUACAGACCAUAAUGAGACCUGGUAAAGAAUGUGGAAAUAAACAUCAAGUUUAAUAU